This is a messenger RNA of Carica papaya (papaya), 1409 nucleotides long. RefSeq names its product DUF868 family protein, putative (DUF868). NCBI's taxonomy places the organism in Eukaryota, Viridiplantae, Streptophyta, Magnoliopsida, Brassicales, Caricaceae. The record is from RefSeq and is a predicted model, not a curated record.
GGAAAACACAGAUCUCUUUUGUCAACUUCAAUCUUUACAUUUUCUUCAUUAAGCGUGUAGAAGGAAGAGUAACCCACCAGUCUCUUAAAUUUCUUCUUUCAUCGGAAAACAAGAGUUUACCCUUCUCUCCCUUUUCUCUCUUCUUCCAUUUACUAUCACACACACGCGCACACACAUAUAUGUAUAUAUAUAGUAUUGUAUUGUAUCAUUUCUAUGUGUCUGUAUGUAAGUGGUGAACAUCUUCCAUUAUUUUCAUCUGGGUAAUAAAUCUUUUCUUCUGCAAAUGAGGAGUAUAGCAUCAUGUUACAGUGAACACGCCAUUAAGGUCUCUGAUUCAUACUGCUCGGGCCCUUCAAACCAGGCAUGUGUUCCCCCAAACCUCCCCCCUUCCAUACCAAAUGCAGUUACGUGUAUAUACAAAUCCAAACUCUCCUCUCAGAAGCAGCUUCUUAUCACCCUCGCAUGGCGCCGCAACAUCGACGGCCAUGGCGCCGCUAUCAACAUCGGCGACAACGUGUCGUCUCCGUCAAAAUUCAACGCGAACUUUCAUCACUUGACGAAGAAGAAAGGCAGCAAAAUCGUUCAAUAUUCUUACAAUUCCAAGGCUGAAAUCUUCUGGGACUUCUCCGUUGCUCGUUAUGAAAAUGGACCCGAACCAUCCAAAAGGUUUUACCUCAUUGUUUUUGUUGAUUCAGAGCUUGUUCUUCUCCUCGGAGACAUGAAGGAAGAUGAACUGUUCGCCAAAAUGCUCCAACCAGAAAACCCACCUGCAAAAUUCUCCUUAAUUUCGAGAAGCGAGCAUUUUUCCGGCCAUGCUGUGUAUUCAACAAAAGCCAAGUUCUCCGACACGGGAGCAGCUCACGAUAUAUUGAUCAGGUGCGGCGGAGAAGACGGAGGAUCGUCGUGGAAGAACCCGGUUUUGUCUGUGUGGAUCGAUAAUAAGAGAGUUUUCCAAGAGAGAAAAUUGAAGUGGAAUUUCAGAGGGAACCAGACAAUAUUCUUGGACGGUCUGCUGGUGGACAUGAUGUGGGAUGUACAUGACUGGUUCUUCAACGAAACGUCGUCGUCGUCGUCGUCUUCUGGCUGUGCUGUUUUCAUGUUCAGGACAAGGAGUGGAUUAGAUAGCAGGCUGUGGUUGGAGGAGCAGAAAGAAAAGAGAGAAAGAGCCGCUCCCGAGUUUUCAUUACUCAUUCGUGCCUGUAAGAGUCCCGGCUAAUCAAAUUUUUUAAUUUUAAUUUUAAUUUUUUUUUUUUUUUAAAUCAUGUUCAAUAUUCCAGUUUAUUAUGUCUUUAUGGGUUUAUUUAAUCUUUUACUUCUGAUUGUAUGAAAAAGAAAAGAAAACAAAAGGCUAAUCUUAUGAUUAUAGGGAAAAUAUAAAUAUAAAGAUAUGCUUAACUUGGGAGUAGGGA